AUGGACACAGAUCCAGUCAGUAAGAGAGCGAAGUCGUGCAACGGCAAUACAGCAAGUCCCAGAACGCUGUGGCAACUACAAGAGAUGAUUGACAAGGAGGGAAUAGUUGCAAGGCAGAAGAUUUCGAUAUAUGUUGAGAUGCUAGGAUACAUGAAGAUGAAUGAAGAGCUGGAGAGUAAAAACGAAGAACUAAUUGAGGAGAAUGCCAAUUUGAUAAUGCAGCUAGAGAAUCACAAAGAGAAUGCAGAAAACGCUUGCAAUAAUGAAGAGAAACAGAGUGUAGAUGGAGUGUCGAAGAUUAUGAUGCUGAACAAUGAGAUCAGAAGACUUGAAUCUGUUGUAUGUGAGAUGGAAAAAAGACUUAUUAAAAAGGACAUUGAUGAAUGCGCACAUGCAUCACAUGAAGAGUCGAAGGAUACCGGCAGCAUACAUACGAAACAACCUGAAGAGUUUCUGGUGUCUAUUGCAACUGAAGACAUGUACAGGUGCAUUGUAAGUGAAUGUUCUGAACUCAAAUCGAAAUUGGUGGAUGUUGAAGCCAGAUACAAAGAAGAGAUAUAUGAUAAGGAACUAGUGAUAAGCAAACUAUCUGUAGAGUUUAGUAAUCUGAGUAUAUCACAAAAGGAAACAGAGAGGAAAUGUGCAACUGUGUGUGCAGAGAAUGAGAAGAACAAGGGAAUAAUUAAUGCGAGUAUAAGCAGUAUAAGAAGAUUGAUAGAUGAAGCUGCGAUUUUAAAUGUAGAUAUAGAAAAAAUAGAAAGAGACGUGCUUUCAAUUAUUUGUGAGGUUGAGAAGAAUAGAAGUAAAAUGCAGGAUCUACUAGUAGAAAAAACAGCAUUUAAAGCAUUAGCUGAAGGGUAUGAACAAAAGCAAGAAAAAAUAAGAAUUAUUAAUGCAAAUGGAGAGAAUGCACUAGAAGACGAGAUUAUAAAUCUACUUGAAAGUCUAGACAAAGGUUUGGAAAGAAAUAAGGAACUGGCUAAGAAAGUUGAACAAAACCAUCAACGUUGCAGAGGAUUGGAGAAUGAGAUUGGCGUGCUUAAAAUUACAAAUUCGGACCUUGCUGCACACAAUGCCAAACUCGAGAUUGGCAUGAACUUUCAGAAAAUAAAUGUAAAAGCUUCUAGAGUAGACAAUGACGAAGCAAUUACCAAAACCAAGAAAUUACAAGAUUGCAUUGAAGAGCUGAAUCGUACUAUUGAUGAAUAUAAAAGAAGAUUGCAUGGAUUGUCUGUAGAAAAGAAUGAGAUAGAGAGGGUUCUUGAAUGUGUAAAGAAGCAGUCUAGAGAGCUACGGAAUGAAGUUGUCAGGUUAACUAAAGCAAAUAGCGAAUCUGAAUGCGAAACCAAAAAGCUUCAUGGAGUGCUUAAGUCAUUAAGAUCUGGAGGUGAUGAUGUGGACUUGCUUACACAGAUGGAAAGAUACAGAGGUCUUCUUCGAUGCACGCUCUGUGAUUCUCGGUUUAAAAACACUGCAAUAAUUAAAUGCAUGCAUUGUUUUUGCGAGGAGUGCAUAAACUCAAGAAUCAAGAUGAGAGAUAGAAAGUGUCCAUCAUGCAAUGAACCUUUUAAUACAAGCGAUGUCAGAAAGAUAUACCUGUGA
Messenger RNA from Ordospora colligata OC4, 1602 nucleotides. RefSeq lists its product as uncharacterized. Gene Ontology annotation, molecular function: ubiquitin protein ligase activity. Lineage: Eukaryota; Fungi; Microsporidia; Ordosporidae. Bases 1 to 1602 code for a protein of 533 amino acids. Gene Ontology annotation, cellular component: nucleus; HULC complex. The transcript has a single exon. The record is from RefSeq and is a predicted model, not a curated record.